This is a messenger RNA of Daphnia carinata, 1294 nucleotides long. Its product is annotated as mucin-2-like. Bases 143 to 1279 code for a protein of 378 amino acids. The transcript is spliced from 4 exons. Lineage: Eukaryota; Metazoa; Arthropoda; Branchiopoda; Diplostraca; Daphniidae. The record is from RefSeq and is a predicted model, not a curated record.
AUGCCAAGAUCAAAACGACAUGACUAGACAAAAACUACAGAAGAUUUUCAAACCAAAUCUGUAAAAAAUUAACUGAUUAAAAAAGAAUGAAACAAAAGACAACGAAUUCUUUCCUGGGCGUAGUCAUCAGAAUCUAAAAUCGAUGAUUACUAACAUGAAACAAAGAGCUUGCUGGGAGUAUAAAAGCCGCACAGUUUCAUCGAAUCGAUACUCACAAUUCAUUAGCAAACGUUCGUAUACCGUGUUAUCGAACGCGAAGAAAAUGAGAUUUUCUUUUGGCCUGUUAUUGGUGUUCAUCACUCUAUCGUCAGCCGUAACCCAAGUUAUUCGCCAGCAGUUUGGAUCGGGCAGAACCAACACCCUCACCACCUUUGUCACUUCCACAGCUUCCACAGCCUCAACGACAGUUGUGACGACGAGGUCGGUCUGCGCAUCUCUAAUUGCACCGGUGGCUACAACUCCAUGUCGUCGCAAGAGACAGUUCUGGAACGCUCCCCUUUUCUUCGCACUCGGCCAUCAGGAUGACGCUUUUCAGUUUAACCCUGUGAAUCCCAGCCAAGUGCUCAGAGUUGAACCAUCUGUCCUUCCCGAAUAUCGAUACCGUCCGUCUUCGUUUGUUCGUCCGUUUGCUGUCCAGGAGCCAUUAAAUUCACCGUUGGGUCUUCAACCAUCGUUCGACAGGAUGCCACCGGUUAGUUUCCGCGUUGCUGAUCCGUUCUUUGGUGCUGUCAAAUUUUCCGCAUUAUCUGCUAUCUACGCAAAGAUUUUGAACAGCAUAUCGACUCCAGCUACUACGGUCACUAGGACAACAACCGUGUUCCCUACAACGAUAACAAAUACUUUGUUUACGGAAAUCGUUACCCUGACGCUAAAUCAAGCAGCUUGCGUUCCAGCAGGAUUGACUAUAUGCCCGGCACCACCGACCACGACUUCCACCCCUGCAACCACCACCACUCCUUCAACCACCACCACUCCUUCAACCACCACCACUCCUUCAGCCACCACCACUCCUUCAGCCACCACCACCCCUUCAGCCACCACCACUCCUUCAACCACCACCACUCCUUCAGCCACCACCACUCCUUCAGCCACCACCACUCCUUCAGCCACCACCACUCCUUCAGCCACCACCACUCCUUCAGCCACCACCACUCCUUCAGCCACCACCACUCCUUCAGCCACCACCACUCCUUCAGCCACCACCACUCCUCUCCACUCCACUCCACCAGACACUACCAUACCUGCAGACACUACCAUUCCUUUACUCUCUAUCUUUUGAUAAAAAGGUCAAGUA